GCCGGGACUCAGUGAAUCAUCUUCCGUUAUCUGAUUGGUUGUGGUAGAUCGAGGCUUCGUUUUUGUAAACCGAAGCCUGAAUAUGCGCGGUUAUGUGGGUUUUUCUCGGGACCGAAGGUGCCCAUGAAAUCUCCCGAUCAGGUGUGUCGUCGGUCGGUUCUGUUUGCAAACUUUUGUCGUCGACAUGCUCGAAAGUGUGCAGCGCGGGAUGUGUAAUUGCUCUUUUUGUGAUUGUUACCGCGCUAAGUAUCAUAGGCUGCAAGUCGAUGCCUCUGGUCUCCCCCAACAGAGGAAAUUUAUCGGUGUCUGGUAUUUCCGAAGCUGUUGUAUAUAUGACCAAAUAUGGCUACCUCCCACCGUCCGAUCCUAGUUCAGAAAACCUGCGGACGGAGAACCAGCUUCGCCAAGCGAUUGCCACUAUGCAAAGAUUCGGCAACCUGCCCCCGACCGGAGUAGUGGACGAAGCUACGCUACAGCUUAUGCGCCGCAAAAGAUGCGGUGUACCGGAUAUUCUUCUCGGCAAUAAUCCGUAUCGUAUUAGACGAUACGCUAUACAAGGGCAAAAAUGGCCGAAGACCAAUCUGACCUGGGGAGUCAAAAGCAAUGAUUCGGCGGCUGAUGUUCGUAUGGUGCGUGCACAGUUGCGCAGAGCAUUCAAUAUCUGGAGCGAAGUCUCUGCCCUGACGUUCACAGAGGUGCGAGGAAACACAGCCGACAUCUUCGUCUCUUUCUUGAAAGGCCAGCAUGGAGAUGGAUACCCCUUUGAUGGGGAAGGUUCGGUUCUCGCCCAUGCAUUUUUUCCUGGGGAAGGGAUCGGAGGAGAUGCUCAUUUCGAUGCCGAAGAGAAAUGGCUGCCUUCGCAACCCGAAACUGAAGAUGAUGAUGGCGUGAAUUUAUUUGCCGUGGCAGCGCAUGAAAUAGGACAUUCUCUAGGACUGUCCCAUUCAUCUAUACCAGGAUCCUUGAUGUUUCCGUAUUAUCAAGUGAUUGGCGAACAUUUCCGUUUGCCCAGAGAUGAUGUGGAAGGAAUAAGGCACCUAUAUGGUGUUAAAGAUCCAAAGAACCAGCCCACCAUGCCAACGAUGUCUACUAUAAAAACGACAAAAAAGACAACAACGACAACAUCUCAAACGACGGCUGCUCGAGAGACUGAAGUCAUUCCUUGGAAAACUACAUUCAAGCCCCGUAUGAUCCCCAUCCAUCCAUCGACGAGUGUUCCAAUUGUCCCCGAUAUCUGUAACUCCUCCAUUGAUGCUAUAUCUGUUAUCAGAAGAGAAGUUUUUGUUUUUAAAGGAAAACACUUCUGGCGUUUGGACACAAAUAGAACUUUGAGAGCUGGAUAUCCAGUAUCAAUAAAUCGAUUUUGGUAUGACCUGCCAUCUGAUAUCAAAAGAAUUGAUGCUUUGUAUGAAAGACCUACAGACACCAAAAUUGUUUUCUUUUCUGGCAAACAACAUUGGCUAUUUUCUGCUAAUCGUGUAGAACCUGGAUAUCCUAGGCCACUAACGGAUCUCGGUCUUCCGUCCGACCUAGAAAAAAUCGAUGCGGCGAUGGUCUGGGGACACAAUGGCAAGACAUAUCUUUUCAGUGGCAAGGAAUACUGGAAGUUGGACGAAGAAGACGGUACUGUGGAACUGGAUUAUCCCAGAAAAAUGAGUGCAUGGAGGGGAGUGCCGUUCAACAUUGAUGCUGCAUUUCAGUGGAUAGACGGAAAUACUUACUUCUUCAAAGGAAAGAGAUUUUGGAAAUUCAUUGAUGUUAAAAUGAGAGUGGACAAAGUCGUGUCUGAAAUGGGAGGAUUCUGGUUCAAGUGCCCUGGAAAAACGAUUGAAAAAACUGCACCAGUGACAGAAAAGCCUCCCAAAUUUGAAAAAGAAUUGGAAAACUGUGCCCAAAUCCGUUCGUUGUCAGUUUUAUGUCUGUUGAUUGUAUUAGCUUUGUUAAAGUAGAAAUAUGUCCAUUUAAAUUAUACUUAAUAAACCAUUAGUGAGAUGUAUUAAAUGUGGAAGUUGUAA
This is a messenger RNA of Stegodyphus dumicola, 2015 nucleotides long. RefSeq names its product matrix metalloproteinase-2-like. Gene Ontology annotation, cellular component: extracellular matrix. Gene Ontology annotation, biological process: proteolysis; collagen catabolic process; extracellular matrix organization. Gene Ontology annotation, molecular function: zinc ion binding; metalloendopeptidase activity. NCBI's taxonomy places the organism in Eukaryota, Metazoa, Arthropoda, Arachnida, Araneae, Eresidae. The record is from RefSeq and is a predicted model, not a curated record.